Helianthus annuus (common sunflower) is the source of this 1352-nucleotide messenger RNA. Its product is annotated as putative glucose-6-phosphate 1-epimerase. The record is from RefSeq and is a predicted model, not a curated record. The transcript is spliced from 10 exons. NCBI's taxonomy places the organism in Eukaryota, Viridiplantae, Streptophyta, Magnoliopsida, Asterales, Asteraceae. Bases 213 to 1136 code for a protein of 307 amino acids. Gene Ontology annotation, biological process: carbohydrate metabolic process. Gene Ontology annotation, molecular function: carbohydrate binding; isomerase activity.
AUGAAAAUCAUUGAUCAAGAUCAAACUUCUUCACUUAAGAAAUAAAAAAAAAAUGUCAAAAUGAAAACUUUAUCAACAAAAGAUAUCACAUUUUGUUUAAACCAUUCGAAUAUGCGAAAUCCACUUCAAACAAACAUAACGACAUUUUAAUACAACCAAAAUAUCAUUUCCAGCACUGAAUGUAACUAAUCUUUCGAUCAAGAAACACGAUAAUGGUGGCGAUAUCAAUGACGUGUUCUCUUCCCACCUUAACUUCUUCAAAGCUUCCCCGAAUCAAUCGAUAUCCAGGUAUGGCAUUUGCAACUGUGAAUAAGGAGGGUGUUAAAGUUACUGAAGGGUUGGGGAAUUUGCCCAAAGUUGUGUUGACUUCUUCUCAUGGAAGUGAGGCUGAGCUUUAUUUAUAUGGAGGCUGUGUCACAUCUUGGAAAGUUGGAAGCAAGGAUCUCCUUUUCGUUAGGCCCGAUGCUGUUUUCAACGGGCAGAAGCCCAUAAGUGGAGGGAUCCCACAUUGUUUCCCACAAUUUGGACCCGGCCCGAUGCAACAGCACGGAUUUGCAAGGAAUUCCAACUGGUCGAUUGUAGAUUCCGAAAAUGUUGACGGGUCUCCGGUCAUCACUUUAGAGCUUAAGGAAAGCCCGUACAGUCGUGCUAUGUGGGAUUACAGUUUUCAUGCAUUAUACAAGAUCACUCUACACGAGAAAAGCCUUUCCACUGAAUUGAAGAUCACGAACACCGACAAUAAACCAUUUUCGUUCACCACCGCUCUGCAUACCUAUUUCAGUGCUUCUGUAUCGGGUGCAUCGGUUAAAGGUCUAAAAGGCUGCAAGACGCUCAACAAAGAUCCCGACCCUAAGAACCCGGUGGAGGGUAAGGAGGAAAGAGACGUGGUGACUUAUCCUGGAUUUGUUGACUGUGUUUAUCUUGGUGCUUCUAACGAGUUAUACCUGGAUAACGGUCUUGGUGAUGUCAUAUCCAUCAAGAAUACGAAUUGGCCAGAUGCUGUUCUAUGGAACCCACAUUUGACAAUGGAAGCAUGCUACAAAGAUUUUGUUUGUGUUGAAAACGCUCAGAUUGGAAGUGUUGAUCUAGAGCCGGAAAAAUCAUGGGUGGCUACUCAACAACUUAGUGUUGGCUGAAGAUCAGAUGUUAUACUGACAUGUAAACCGGCACUACUAUCUGACCUAAGUAUGUUAUUUGUGGUAUCUUGAAAGAGAGAUUUGUGACUACUGGACGAUGAAAACACGCUUGUGUAUCGGAAUAACAGAAAUAAAUAUUUAUUUAAUUCUUGUAUAAAAGGCAUCCUUAGCAAAUGUACUACUUACAUUUUGUGAAGAACAUGCUAUUAUACUAUA